AGAGAGAUAGACAGACAAUGUAAGAAUGAAAGAGAAUGAAUUGAAAAGAGAGGGACGAUUUGCUAUCGCAUUAAAUUAUCUUGACAUCCGAGUAUCUACACCCUGCAAACCGCUAUUGAUCCAACAGUGUAGGCGUGUAGUCCUCUCUGGUGGUACAGGGUGCACUACUCUGUUAGGUGUGAAUGGGGUGAACGGGGAGUAAGAGAGAGAGAGAGAGAGAGAGAGAGAGAGAGAGAGAGAGAGAGAGAGACAGAAAGAUAAAUCUUCAUUUACUCUCAUGGUAUACACGACGCAUAUAUAAGCUUAUCCAACUUGAACGACUUGUUCUUCUUACGGGUCACGGCCAUUCGAGGAUUCGAACGACAGUAGGGCAGAGGAUGACGCGUCUUGUGAUUUUCCUGUUAUUACUAUCGUGUACCUUUGUCAACGCUCGUAAGUAUUUGAACGUGUCAGGUGACAUCCUACUCGGUGCCCUUUUCCCGAUUCAUGGAAAGGGUGCUUCCGGUGAAAAUUGUGGAAGAAUUAAGCUCGAAGAUGGAAUUCAACCAUUGGAAGCGAUGCUUUAUACGCUUCAACAAAUCAAUCAAGAUCCUAAAAUUCUACCGGGUGUUCGUCUUGGUGCAUUGGCCUUUGAUAGUUGCGACAAUCCAAGUUACGCUUUGGAACAAGCAUUGAAUUUCGUCAAAGGUUUCAUCGCCCACUCGAAUGAAUUUCACGUUCAGGAAUACGAGUGCAGAGAUAAGAGCGUACCAAAGUUCUCUAAAGGUGGAUUUGACAAAAUUGUAGCUGUCCUUGCGGACCAGUCGAGUUCUGUCACCAUACAGGUAGCAUCCAUGUUGAAGUUAUUCUCAGUACCACAAAUAUCCUAUAUGGCUACCUCACCGGCGCUCAGCAAUAAAAAAAUGUAUCCUCAUUUUUUCCGUACGAUACCAAGCGAUUUGAAUCAAGCUCAUGCGAUGUUGGAAAUUCUCAAGCAAUUCGAAUGGACGUACGUUUCGAUUGUUUAUUCGGAUACGGAAUAUGGAAAUCAUGGUUACGAAACAUUGACGUCCUUGGCAAGUUCAUAUUCCGUAUGCUUUAGCGCACCUCAAAGGAUUAACAAGGAACAUUUUAAUAAUGACGAUUACGAUACUGUUAUUAGUACGAUCGUCAAUAAAACUGACGUACGAGUUGUGAUUCUAUUCGCGGAAAAAUCAACGACACUUCGCGUGUUAGAUGCUGCGAAACGUUUGAACGUAGGUACGAGAUUCCUUUGGAUAGGAACAGAUUCUUGGUCGAGUUCUAAUCAUCGUGAUUUCGCUGAUCUCGACUCAAGUCGUAAGGGUCAAGAGAUGGCAGUUUUGGAGGGUGCACUUGUGGUACAACCACUUUCACGACAAUUGUCCGGCUUCGAUGAUUAUUUCACCAAUUUGAGAUUGGAACAUGAGAAAAUAAAUCCUUGGUUUCGUGAAUUUUGGCAGGAAUAUCAUCGUUGUGGAAUCAAUGAUACCGAGAGCACAAACAUCACCAACCUUUACGACGAUCCAUGUCUCGAGGACGAUAACUCGAUCCUAAAUAUCUCGAUGGGUUACAAGCAACAAAAGUUUUUACAUUUCGUUAGAGAUGCCAUAUAUUCAAUGGCCCAUGCACUUCAUGACAUGCAAAAAGAAAAAUGUGGUGUCGGAUAUUAUGGUAUUUGUCCUGACAUGAAACACAUCGAUGGGAUCGAUCUGACGAAAUAUUUACAGAACGUUACCUUCAAAGAUGACGCAGGAAAUAAAUUCAGAUUCGUUGAUAUCGCCGAUGGACCGCCUAGAUAUUCAAUUUUGAACUAUCAACGUAACAAAGAUGGUGGAUAUCGUUGGAUAGUAAUUGGCAAUUAUACAGAAAACGAGAACGGUAAGCCAGUAUUGUACAUAGAAACGACCGCUAUGAAAUAUCGAAAUCAAAUGGAAGGUGGUAGAAAAUAUUUUCCAAAUUCGACCUGUUCUCGUCCAUGCGAAUCAAAUCAGGUUAUUGUUCGUGAGGAACAAGAUCUAUGUUGUUGGAGAUGUCGUAAAUGUGGACUUUAUCAAUAUAAAGUGGACGAUCAGAGAUGCGAGGAUUGUUCAUUGGGUACAAGACCAACGAAGGAUUCUAAGAGUUGUGCUUCGAUACCAGAAGAUUAUAUCGAUUAUUAUAGUCCAUGGGCGAUCGUGGCUAUGGUGGUCGCUGUUAUCGGUAUAAUAUUAACUAUCUACGUAUGGUUCGUCUUUCGAAUUUAUGCCGAGACUCCGGUGAUAAAGGCGUCUGGUCGUGAAUUAUCAUCCCUUUUAUUAUUAAGCAUUUUAGCAUCAUUUCUAAUGACAUUUGUGAUCGUCGCCGAACCAAUUACCGAAACAUGCGCCAUCACCAGAUUUGGAAUUGGUUUUUGUUAUACAUUGUGUUAUAGCGCAUUAGUAACCAAAAUGAAUAGAAUACAUAGGAUAUUUAAUAAUAUUUCUCAUAGUCCACGUAACACGAGAUAUACCAGUCCUAAAUCACAAUUGCUUAUAACGGGAAUAUUGAUACUAUUAGAGAUAAUUGUCAAUGUAACGUUGCUCGUGAUGAUACCACCUAGGGUAAAAUACAUUUAUCCAACGAGAGAUACUAAAUUAAAAAUUUGUCAAGGUCUCAAUGAUAGAUCUUACAUGACCAGCCUGAUCUAUCCGUUCGUUCUCAUAGUUAUAUGCACCAUAUAUGCGAUCAAGACGAGAAAAUGUCCGGAGGGUUUCAACGAGACCAAACACAUUGCCUUCACGAAUUAUACGACCAUUAUACUUUGGCUGGCAUUUGUACCGCUUUAUCUCGUUUCUAAUAGCAAUGCCAUAAGGGUCGUGACAUUGGCAUUGUCCUUGUCAUUUAGCGGUUUGGUACAACUUGCCUGUCUCUUCUUUCCAAAGAUCUAUAUCGUAUUGAUUAAACCGGAGAAGAAUACGAAGGAAGUGGUAAUGGCACAGCAUAGAAGUUCAUCUUACUUACCGACCUCUGCAACACCUGUCGUAGCAUUAAACGGUAAUCCAUUUAUUUUUCAUACGACUGAACAAAAACUCUAAGAAUUUUUUUCAAAAUCUCUUUAUACAUACA
Vespa mandarinia (Asian giant hornet) is the source of this 3084-nucleotide messenger RNA. RefSeq names its product metabotropic glutamate receptor 3. Gene Ontology annotation, biological process: G protein-coupled receptor signaling pathway. Gene Ontology annotation, cellular component: membrane. Gene Ontology annotation, molecular function: G protein-coupled receptor activity. NCBI's taxonomy places the organism in Eukaryota, Metazoa, Arthropoda, Insecta, Hymenoptera, Vespidae. The record is from RefSeq and is a predicted model, not a curated record.